AUGCCAUCUCUUGUGGAAACUAUGGAAGCCGAAUGCGAAUACGUAUUUGCAGCCGAGCUGGACGUUAGGGAUGAAUGGAAAACAGUCCGAGUUUUCCCCGCGUUUACGGAAAUGGCACAUCGCAUCACCUGUCGUAUACUACUUGGCGAAGAGCUCGCGCGCGACAAGACCUUCAUCAAGGAAUCGCAAUCGUUCAACCGGACUCUUUUCAUUAGUGCUAUCAUGGUCAACGGCAUUGCCCUUGGACCAUUCAGAAACCUGGUGGCAUGGCUCACUGCAGCCAAACAUCGAGUGCACCUCUCGCGUUGCAUCAAGUUCCUACUUCCCCAGAUCGAAAAGGUGCGGAGCCAACCUAAAGAUCGCAACGAUGCCGUAAAGUGGAUGCUCGAACUUGCGGAUGGAGAUGAGGUUGAGUCAAACCAGGGUCGAAUGGCGAAGCAGUUGAUGCACCUCAUGUUCGCUGGAAGCAGCGCGCCUGGAGGUCUGGUCGUGCAGAUGAUCUACCAGAUCUUGAUGAGCCCGGAAUACCUCGAGCCACUAAGAGAUGAAAUCUCUCGCACGCUCGAAGAGACGGGUGGGUUUACAGCUAGCUUCGUAUCGCGGCUGCCGCUCAUGGAGAGUUUUGUGCGCGAGACGAUGCGUCUAUAUCCCACUGGUGUUGGUAAGUGCUUCGCAACUCAGCCAUAUUCAGUGCUAAUGCCACAUCAGUAUCGGUGA
This is a messenger RNA of Alternaria ventricosa, 717 nucleotides long. RefSeq lists its product as uncharacterized. The transcript is spliced from 2 exons. Gene Ontology annotation, molecular function: monooxygenase activity; oxidoreductase activity, acting on paired donors, with incorporation or reduction of molecular oxygen; heme binding. NCBI's taxonomy places the organism in Eukaryota, Fungi, Ascomycota, Dothideomycetes, Pleosporales, Pleosporaceae. Bases 1 to 717 code for a protein of 238 amino acids. The record is from RefSeq and is a predicted model, not a curated record.